Messenger RNA from Rhinichthys klamathensis goyatoka, 1297 nucleotides. RefSeq names its product sorting nexin 3 (gene snx3). The record is from RefSeq and is a predicted model, not a curated record. Gene Ontology annotation, biological process: late endosome to Golgi transport; endocytic recycling. The coding region runs from base 61 to 549 and encodes 162 amino acids. The transcript is spliced from 4 exons. Gene Ontology annotation, cellular component: early endosome membrane; retromer complex. Gene Ontology annotation, molecular function: phosphatidylinositol-3-phosphate binding. NCBI's taxonomy places the organism in Eukaryota, Metazoa, Chordata, Actinopteri, Cypriniformes, Leuciscidae.
UCAGCUGAUCGGAAGUGCAAUCGAUAGCUGCUUGUUUGCUCAAACCUGUGACGGGAAGCGAUGGCUGAGGCCAUAGCAGAUACGAGAAGGCUGUAUACUAAACCACAAAACCUCAACGAUGCGUAUGGGCCGCCGAGUAAUUUUCUAGAGAUUGAUGUUUCCAACCCCGAGACGGUUGGUGUCGGUCGGAACAGGUUCACGACAUAUGAGAUCAGACUGAAGACAAACCUCCCCAUAUUCAAGCUGAAGGAGUCACGUGUCCGGAGGAGAUACAGCGACUUUGAGUGGCUGAGAGGAGAGCUGGAGAGGGAAAGCAAGGUGGUAGUUCCUCCUCUUCCUGGAAAGGCUCUGUUCAGGCAGCUCCCAUUCCGUGGGGAUGAUGGUAUAUUUGACGACUCUUUCAUCGAGGAACGGCGGCAGGGCCUAGAACAUUUCCUCAACAAAGUGGCUGGUCAUCCAUUGGCCCAAAAUGAGCGCUGCCUGCACAUGUUCCUACAGGAUGAGUCCGUGGAUAAAAGCUACACCCCUUCCAAAAUUAGACAAGCCUGAACCGGUCUGGACUCUACACAUACACAAAAAAAAAAAAAAAAAACAUGACCCACAAGCAAUAAGAAAGGUUUGAAUCAUUCUUAACUGGAAAAGAAUCUUCGCAUGAACCAUAGGGCAUCCAAAACAUUUCCCUGCGCAGAACACGAGACGACAAAUAAUUGAAAAUGUACUAGAAUUAGUCAUUGUAUAUCUCUUCACUUUUCCAACAGUACGGUUUUAAUCUGUCCUUAUAGAUAGUUUUGGUCUCUCUGAUUUAUAAAUCCAUGAUGUUAAUAUUACCACUUUAAGUCCAAUCAAACACAUUCUUGUGUGUAAUUAAUUGUGGUUAAGAAUUAUUUAUGGUAGUUUUGUCUGAGAGCACCACUAGCUUUGAUAUUUGUAGUACAAGAUCAAACGAAACAAACCAAAUAACUAUAUCACAAUUAUGCAAGCACUAUAUCACACACAUUGGCAUCCCUGUUACUGUACUACCUACUUAUGUUGCUUUUAAUGCUGAAGAACACGUACAGAAGCUUACCGUGCAGGAUGCACUUAAUUGGGAACCUCCUUGAUCGUGUGCUGUGUGUCCCACUUAGCUGCAGACAAGUCUGUUUUUACUGUGUAAUGGUGUUACACAGAAACACAGAGAGUAAUGCCUACAUUGCAUGUUUCCAGAUUUGUAUACUGCUGUGCCAUUGUUUUGUUUAUGAGAAUUUUCCAAUAAAACGGAUCAAACACACGCACAUAUGAUGUGGUUUGAAAAACGAAA